Carcharodon carcharias (great white shark) is the source of this 2520-nucleotide messenger RNA. RefSeq names its product protein ABHD15-like. The coding region runs from base 280 to 1626 and encodes 448 amino acids. The transcript has 3 exons. Gene Ontology annotation, molecular function: short-chain carboxylesterase activity; monoacylglycerol lipase activity. NCBI's taxonomy places the organism in Eukaryota, Metazoa, Chordata, Chondrichthyes, Lamniformes, Lamnidae. The record is from RefSeq and is a predicted model, not a curated record.
GGGUUUGCAAAAAGAGCUUUUCCUUUUCAGUGUCUUAGAGCAGAGCAGAUCUGUCUGUAAACAGUGGACCGGACUCUCCUUUCGGUCUUCUCUGUGGAUGAAAUGGUCUCAUCGGUCCCCUGACAUCGGUAGCUGCUUCAAGUUACUGUUUCACGGUUCCAUUAGAUUCCAGCCUCUGAACCGAGAGGGAGAAAAAUCCGACCAAGGGAGCUAACCUGCUUGUCUUUUGAUUCGCUUUGCGCUGGUCGUGACUACUUGGCAGCUAGUUGGCAUUUUGCGAUGCCUCUCUGGGCUCCCAGUGUCUGCAUCGUGUCCCUGGCCGUACUCUACCUGUUCGCGAGGCUGUAUUUCAGGCAGAGUUUCAAAGGUCGGUUCUAUUGUAAAAGUCGAUGUGCCCGGAGCCAAGGGGACAGCGAUGUCCCGGAGCUGGUCUGCAAACCUUCAGCCCUCGCCAAGUACCUGCUCAAAACCUGCUUGACUUUCACCUCGGAGUCGCUAUCCCAGUGGAUCUGGAGGAGGUUCCCUGACCUGCAAACUGUCUGGAAUGUGAUCUGGCCGCCCAGCACCGCCGUCCACUUCGUCCGGGAUUACCUGCAGUUGGCCGAUGAAGGGCUGGUGGCUCUGGACUGGGCAGUGCCCAGCACCUCGAGCAGGAGGAGAGCGUCUAGCAACUCCCCGGCGCCCAUCGUCUUCGUUAUCCCCAACUCCUUCGGGAAAAUCACCAGGAAUGUGGUCAAGCUUUGUGCCUCAGCCCUGGAUUGUGGCCACCGUCCAGUGAUUUUCAAUAGAAGGUGCCAGAAUGGAAGUCUUUUAACGACACUGAAGCUGCAACAGUUUGGUGACCCAUCUGAUCUGAGAGAAGCAGUUAGAUACAUUCGAUACAAGCAUCCAAACGCCAGACUUUUCACUGUAAGUGAGAGCACAGGAGCUGGGCUCUUGCUCUCUUAUCUCGGUGAGUGUGGAUCCUCCAGUUAUGUGACGUCUGCAGCCUGUAUCUCGCCUGUCUUCAGGUAUCAGGAAUGGUUUGAAACAGGACCUCCCUGGCUUUAUCACUGGUUUUUACUCCUUUACCAAAAAACGUGGCUUAGCAGGUACGCCACUGUGCUGGGAGAGAUUAUUGACAUGGAUAAGUUGUUUGCCACACGCACUCUGAGGGAGAUGGAAGAGGUAUUGUUCUGUCAAACAAAGAAGAGCAACCCAUGCUGGGACUUGUACUGGGAGAAGAAUGAUCCGUUACGGGACGUGGAUGAGGUUGCAGUGCCAGUGCUGUGUAUUUGCAGUCAGGAUGACCCAUGGAGAGGGGACCCAGAUGCAACCCUGCCAUUUGAGCUCUUUGAAACCAACCCCCAUUUUUUCCUGUUGUUAACUAAACAUGGCGGCCAUUGUGGCUUCUUGAAAAACAGAUCCUCUGUAUGGAGUCAUGAGGUAUUACUAGAGUAUUUUAAAUCUGUCAGUGAGUUCUUCAUGACUGAGGAAAGGACGAAAAGUUUUUCAAAAAGAAAAUGUGUGGGAGCUGGAAACUCCUUGUCUUAUAAAUGUGGCAGAGGCAAUAGUUUCAGAAGAGAUUCAGUUUGUUCUCACAACAUUCAUGACAUUUUCAACUGGCAGCGAUCCUAUACCAGGUGAUUAAAAGUUAGAACCAUUUGGAAAUUAUUGUUUUUAAUGACCUUGAAGGUUAAAGUAAUGCAGGCCUUUUUUUAUGUGGAUCAUAAAAUGGAACUUCAGUAGCAUAGACAAGGGUGCAACAUUUCCUUUUUUUAACCAGGGGCUCAUGUUGUUGAGGUUUGAACACCUUGUUUGGCUACUUAAUUUCCAGGCAGCUAGAAAAAAAUACAUUUUUUGACUAUUAGUGAAAAUGGAUCUAUAAACUUUUAUCAAUAUUAAAGAGACCCUUUGAUUUUAAGUCACAAAUUAAUUUAAAACAGUGUUAAGAUGAUCGCAAGACACAGAGUGGAAGAUGCCAAUGUGUUUGAAUCUUAUCUGUAAUUUAAGAAUUCCUAUAAUGGCUGGGUAGUUUGCUAUAGCAACUGGAGCUGUGUUAAUAGUUUGUUGUAAUCAAGCUUGAAAUUUAUACUCCAUCCCAGGGUGAAAAUACUUUAGUUGACAAUUAACUUCUUACUAUUCCGACAAACAUCAAAUAACACUGCCAAAUCCCAAAGGGCAAGUUAGGCUUGGUUAUUGUAUUAUCACCAGUCUAUUUAUUAAAACAAAAGUAACUGUAAGGUUACUGUUUUGUACUCAAUGUGGUUGGAACAAAUUUGUUUUUAGUGGUCUUUUUUAAGACUGCACUUCAAGGUUGCAUUUUACAUCAGUUGAUAUAAAGACUCAAGGGGAGGUUUGGUGGCAAAAUAUUUAUAAUUGUUGACAAUGCGACAUGAAAAAUAGUGUUUUCCAGAUGUAUGCAGUUAAAGUGAUAGAUGUUUUGUUUCAUAUAUCUUGUGGUUUUAUAUUUAUUGUAUCUGUUCAACGUGCCUCAAUAUUAAUCUGCUCCUAGACAUCAAACCUACCUAUUUAAACUAA